Messenger RNA from Brassica rapa (field mustard), 1736 nucleotides. RefSeq names its product mitochondrial inner membrane protease subunit 1. The record is from RefSeq and is a predicted model, not a curated record. Gene Ontology annotation, cellular component: mitochondrial inner membrane peptidase complex; membrane. Gene Ontology annotation, molecular function: serine-type endopeptidase activity. NCBI's taxonomy places the organism in Eukaryota, Viridiplantae, Streptophyta, Magnoliopsida, Brassicales, Brassicaceae.
UGGUUUUAGUCAUAACAUAAGUAUUAUAUUAGAAAUUGUUAUAUAUGUCUUAUUAUAUAAAGUUCGUGCUAUCUAUUAUCCAAAGAAAACAAAUUCAAUCAGCUCUUAGAUUUGUUAUAUAAACUAGUAAUAAUUGUGUGUUAGAACAAGUCCAAUGAAAAGAUUUAAAAAGAGUAUAUACUAUUAAAAAAUUAAAAAUAACAAAAAAAAUAGGUGAGAAAAUAAGGAAGAGUUAUCUGCACCUAUCUUUUUAGAUAUGGGUUUUAUAAUUAUCAUUUAUUUGUUGGUUUCAACGUUUAAAAAUAAUUGAAAUUGAAAUUUUCUGUUAAAAUAUUAGUUUCUUAGAAACUUUGACAAUUUUUAGAAACCUUACCAUCUCAUCUUCUUGAUCUCGAAUCUGAAUUUUCAAACUCAUCUCUGCAUAUUAACACCAACACACACUCAAUAGAGCUAUAAUACUCCACUACAUAUGGGUCAGAGAUUCCAUCAAGCACCUCUGUGGUUAGUUGAGGAACCUUAACUCUUACUUGGUUUCUGAUCACAGCAUUUUGAGGCAGUAGUAGCAAGUGGUAAACUUUCCUGCUCCAAUACAUGUUUACUUUGGAGACUGAUGUGUCUAAACGAUGCAUCAGUCAAUAGAAUGAAGACAGAGAUGGAACAAACCUGUAACAGUGAGCUGACGAGCAGCAGAAACCACCUGAGAUACAUCAUACAUAUAAAGCUAUUUCCAUAGAUUCAGACCAAAGCUCAAAACGUUUAGCAAAAUAACAAAUAUACCCCUUAUUUAUUUUUAUUUUGUCGACGCCCCUUAUUUAUUUAUAUUUUACGUUUUAACCCAUAAGGUUUAGUUUAUAUUAUUGAAAUUCUCAAAUAAGCCCCUAUAUUUGUUGUCUGUUUUAUUUCUCAACCCGAAGAAUGUAGUGGCUGCGACGAGAACUUCACCUUAGAAGCUUGAACCCUAAACCCCUCUCGCGAUCCAGAUCCAGCUUCAGAAUCCGACCUCGUUCGGUGCCUUGGCAAGAGACAUGAGAUGGCUGAGAUAUCUAAACCAAUGGCGUGGAACAGCGAAGGAAGCGUUGGAGCAAGUAUCAAUCGUCGCCAAGUUUCUCUGUUUGAUCCACGUCACCGAUCGUUACAUAAUCUCAUCCACUCACGUCCUAGCAUGCUUCCGACGCUUAACCUCACCGGCGAUGUCAUCUUAGCUGAACAUUUAUCGCACCGGUUCGGUAAGAUCGGUCUCGGCGACAUUGUGUUGGUUCGGUCUCCGACAGAUCCAACGAGGAUGGUGACAAAGCGGAUAUUGGGUUUAGAAGGGCAUAGACUCUCUUUCUCUGCUGACCCUUUGGUCGGUGAUGGCUCAGUCAGCGUUGUGGUUCCAAAAGGACAUGUUUGGAUUCAGGGGGAUAACUUGUAUGCUUCAACUGAUUCACGUAAUUUUGGACCUGUACCUUACAGUCUCAUCGAAGGAAAAGCUCUUCUGCGGGUCUGGCCACCACGAUUCUUCGGGUCAUUGAGGUGACGAUCAUACACUUUCCGAAUGAACUCAUUUGAGUUGUGUAAUGUAUCAUCCAGAUUUCGAUAAAAUCACAAAAGUGGGAUAAGCAUUUUUGCUCGGUUUCUUUAUUGGCAAUAUUAGAGAAAGCCAUGGACCUUGACGUUGUUUUAUAGCUGAAGCUACCUUUAAUGUUAAGAGAGAUUUGGGUUUGUUAAUUGGGUAUUGAGCAAAGUUUUAGAUA